Indicator indicator is the source of this 762-nucleotide messenger RNA. Its product is annotated as transmembrane ascorbate-dependent reductase CYB561. Lineage: Eukaryota; Metazoa; Chordata; Aves; Piciformes; Indicatoridae. Gene Ontology annotation, molecular function: oxidoreductase activity. The transcript has 5 exons. The record is from RefSeq and is a predicted model, not a curated record. Gene Ontology annotation, cellular component: lysosomal membrane. Bases 1 to 762 code for a protein of 253 amino acids.
AUGGACGGAACCCCACCGCCCGCCAGCCCCGCGGGGCUCUCGGCGUACGUGGCCGUGUCCCAGCUGCUGGGCCUGACGCUGCUGGUCACCACGGGCGCCUGGCUGGGUCGCUACCGGGGUGGUGUGGCCUGGCACAGCUCCCUCCAGUUCAACGUCCACCCCCUCUGCAUGGUGCUGGGCAUGGUGUUCCUCCAAGGCGACGCUCUCCUGGUCUACCGGGUGUUCAGGCAUGAAGCCAAGCGCUCCACCAAGGUUCUCCACGCACUGCUGCAUGGCCUGGCACUGGUCAUCGCCCUCGUCGGCAUCGUCGCGGUCUUUGAGUCCCACCGUGCCAAGGGCAUCCCUGACAUGUACAGCCUGCACAGCUGGUGUGGCAUGGCCACCUUCGUGCUCUACCUCCUGCAGUGGCUCCUGGGCUGUGGUUUCUUCCUCUUCCCUGGUGCCUCCUUCUCACUGCGCAGCCGGUACAAGCCCCAGCACAUCUUCUUUGGCAUCUCCCUCUUCAUCCUCUCCAUCACUGCCUGCCUCCUGGGCAUCACUGAGAUGCUCCUCUUCAAAAUCAGUGACUCCUACAGCCACUUUGUGCCUGAGGGCAUCCUGGCCAACAUGCUGGGGGUGCUGCUGGUGGCCUUCGGGCUGGUGGUGGGCUAUGUGCUGACAAGGGAUGACUGGAAGCGCCCGCCCCUGGCUGAGGAGCUGGCCCUGUCCAUGGACUUCAAGACCCUGACAGAGGGUGAGAGUCCUGGUGGUGGCAGCCAGUGA